Amphibalanus amphitrite is the source of this 2332-nucleotide messenger RNA. RefSeq names its product skin secretory protein xP2-like. The record is from RefSeq and is a predicted model, not a curated record. The coding region runs from base 131 to 1930 and encodes 599 amino acids. The transcript is spliced from 2 exons. NCBI's taxonomy places the organism in Eukaryota, Metazoa, Arthropoda, Thecostraca, Balanomorpha, Balanidae.
ACUGACCGGCCUUGGUGCCGUGAAGAGUCCCGCUGCCGGCGGCCACAGCCCCGCUCAGCGCCGCACUAUAUAAGCGGCGUCCACUGGUGGAUCAGCAGCACACUCUCACACUCUCACCGUCCGUCUCACCAUGGCGGCUCGUCUGGUCGUAUUGGGUUUGCUGGUCGCUGGCUGCCAGUGCUGGAAGCUCCCGGUCGUCAACCAGGGACGCCGGGCCCAGUACUACACGCAGCAGAACGACGGCUCCUACAGCUACGGCUUCGACACCGCCGAGGGCCUCUACCAGGCCCAGGAGGGCGAUGACGUCAACGAGGUGCGCGGAAAGUUCGGCGCCGAUGGCGGCAGCGUCGAGUACACUGCCGGCGUCAACGGCUACGUGGUGACGUCUCUCAAGGAGCCUAGUGCUCCCUCCACCAGGACCUACGUGAGCAAGACCCCCGUCCGCUACGCCACCCUGGAGGAGCUGGCUACGCACCCCGAGCAGGUAGAGGACACCGCCGAGGUCAAGGCUGCCAAGGCCACCUUCAGGGCCACCUACGAUGCCCUGGCUGCGGCUGCUGAGGCUGCCCCUGAUGUGAACAUCAUCACUGGACCUGCCCCUGCUGCUCCCGUCCACUCUGUUACGUACAGCGCUCCUGCUCCUCAGCAGGUUUACCUGGCUCCGGCCCCCGUGGCCAUCAAGUACUCGGGACCCGCUGCGCCUCUGGAUGCCUCUGGAAAGGUUGAUGACACCGCUGAGGUCAAGGCCGCCAAGGCUAGCUUCAAGGCUGCCUACGACGCCGCUGCCGCUGCUGCCGCCGCUGCUCCCGAUGUCAACAUCAUCACUGGCGCUGUCCCCGUUGCCACCUACAGCGCCCCGGCCCCUGCUCCCGUGGCCAUCAAGUAUCAGGGUCCUGGUGCGCCCCUGGAUGCCUCCGGCAACGUUGACGACACCGCUGAGGUCAAGGCUGCCAAGGCCACCUUCAGGGCUACUUACGAUGCUCUAGCCGCUGCUGCCGAGGCUGCUCCUGAUGUGAACAUCAUCACUGGACCUGCCCCUGCUGCUCCCGUCCACUCUGUUUCCUACAGCGCUCCGGCGCCUCAUUCAGCCUACCUGGCCCCGGCCCCCGUAACGAUCAAGUACUCAGGACCUGCCGCGCCCCUGGAUGCCUCUGGCAACGUUGAUGACACCGCUGAGGUCAAGGCUGCUAAAGCAACCUUCAAAGCUACUUAUGAUGCUCUCGCCGCUGCUGCCGAGGCUGCUCCUGAUGUAAACAUCAUCACUGGCGCUGUCCCCGCUGCCACCUACAGCGCCCCGGCCCCUGCUCCCGUCCACUCUGUUACGUACAGCGCUCCUGCUCCUCACUCGACCUACCUGGCCCCGGCCCCCGUAGCGAUCAAGUACUCUGGACCCGCUGCGCCCAUGGAUGCCUCCGGUAAUGUCGAUGAUACCGCCGAGGUCAAGGCCGCCAAGGCUGCUUUCAGGGCUGCCUACGAUGCCGCCGCCGCUGCUGCUGCCGCUGCCCCCGAUAAUGACAUCAUCGUGAGUGGAGUCCCCUUCGUGGCCAGCGACAUUGCUACUUACAGCGCUCCGGUCCCUCAGUCUGCGUACCUCGCUCCGGCUCCCGUGGCUACCGGUUACUCAGGCCCCGCUGCACCCCUGGAUGCUUCUGGCAACGUUGAGGAUACGGCUGAAGUCAAAGCCGCCAAGGCCGCUUUCAGGGCUGCCUACGACGCUGCUGCCGCCGCCGCCGCUGCUGCCCCUGAUGAUGACAUCAUCACCAGCUCUGGACAGGUGACGUCGGCCGGUUACAGCGCCUCGUCCAUCCCCGUCGUCCACAGCACCUACAGCGCCAGCCAGGGAAACAUGCGCACGAUCACCUUCGACGGCAUCACCCUGAUGGUGGCCGAGCCCUAUGGGUCGAGCAAGUUUGGAUACUCCUAUGAAUAAACCAAGAAAGAAUCGAUACCAAAGCCCAACGUCCCAUGUCUCAUUAUAAGCUGUGAAUGUGCCAUCAUUGUUGAGCGCUAGUCCGGCUCCUAUUGCUCGUCUUCAUGUUCUUUUGUGUUCGUGCUGUCCAUUGUUGCCUUCAGCAUUAGAUGUUAUUCAAAGCCCUAAAGCAGCGACCUCUUUGGUGUGUUUGUGUCUGUGUGUACAUUUUUCUAUGUCGGACGCGCAUGUGACGCAUGUUCUUGAGGGCUGUGCUCAUGCACUUUUGUCUGCACGACAAGAAUAAAAUCAUUCUAUUAAUUACACAUCUCUUUUUAGCAUCAUACAUUGCCUCAUAUUUACAUUGCUCUACUGAAUUAGUGGUGUAGCAGAAAUGCCUGCUAUGAAAACUGGGAUUCGUUA